This is a messenger RNA of Drosophila bipectinata, 541 nucleotides long. RefSeq lists its product as uncharacterized. The record is from RefSeq and is a predicted model, not a curated record. Lineage: Eukaryota; Metazoa; Arthropoda; Insecta; Diptera; Drosophilidae.
ACAUCACUUCACCAAAGCAACUGAACAAAGCAAGACAGGUCUAGCUGAUAUACAGAACAAAUACAAAUUUCAUCAAAAUAAAAUUAAAGAAAUGGAUACUUUCAAGGUAAUUAACAAGGGCCGAUGCCGAGGCAUCGUCAAUAUUACAAAGGAACCGGAAUCGAAGCCGAAACCGGAACCGAAAGCGACCGAGGACAACCAAAAAGAGAAGUCACCAUCUAAAAGAACAUCGUCGCCCAAAAAGAAGGCUCAACUUACCCCACAACAAAUGGAUAUCGUCAACCAACAUGUUAUUGGAACAUUUGGGCUUGAAUUCGAUCACAGUAAAGAAGACUGUGUUGAGAUAACUGCUACAGUUCAGGAGCCGAAGCUACCCUCUACAGAACCGGUACCUCCCGGCGAAGAUAAGCUACAUGAGCUGUAUGUCUGCAACACCGACGGUGAGCUGGUGGCAAAAAUACCUUUUCUAGAAAGCGACUACCGCGAGGUCCUUCGCGAGGCCCUUGAGCGAUCCCGGACCUCCGAACAGGGCAACCAGUAG